AACCGUUAUAAUUAUUUACUACAGAAGAGUAAUUUGCCAAAAAAAAAGCAAGAUAGAAAAAAAUAAAAAUUCCAUUCAGUUGAGUGAGCAUCAAUUACAUCGUUUAUUACAAUUACGAGUGAUCAGCGAUCGUAGUAAAAGAAUGCAAUGUCAACAACAACAACAACAACUGCGACAACGUUUAAAACGAAAAUUAACAGCGUUUCGAACGGUUGCAGCCUAGCAGCACUCAAAGAACACAUAACCACGUGUCUUCAGCGUUGGCGGCAAAAACACUCCACAAACACCAACGAAAGGCACAAACCAGCAGAAGGUGAAUACCAGCAACACACCCACUCCCAGCACAAACAGCGGCCUCCCGAAGAAAAGUGUUAUUGCCACUUUCAGCACAACUCGAGUCGAUGUUGCUUUGGUAAGCACAAGGAAUUUACCUUUAUACAACGUACCACCUUCUACAUCAAUAGAAAAUUCCAAAAACUAAUCUCAACACAUCAACGACACAUAAUCAACAGUCGCAACAGUGCGACCGUUAACGAUUGUAAGGGCCCUCGUAAAUACGGUCGUAAAGUUGAAAUUGUUGCCAAGUUGUUGUCGACCACAUUGAUAGCAAAAGCUAAGACCACCUCUUCGCCCACGGCCACCGAAGAUUUUGGCCAACAAACUGAUGAUCAUCACAUUUAUAGGUGUUUUAAGGAGCAAAUACAGGUAAUACAAAGUUCCACAACUUCCUCGACAUCGGAUUACUACGGAGACAACGCCAUGACUAUAACGGAUUUAACGUUUCUGGAGAUACGUGAAGAAUAUCCAGAUUUAAAUUCGGAAAUUCGUAGUAUUUUAACGGCACGUGCUCAAGAUGGUGCCAGCAUAUCAGAAAUUCGGGAUGACUAUCGAAAAUUAACUGGCUUACCCUUUCCCAUUUACGAAGAUGUCACCGAAUUUCUCCUAACCAUUCCCUACGUUAUGGCCUAUUGUAGUGAAAAAGGUACAAGAAUAUUUAAUAUCAUGCCAAUGGAGAAAACAAAACAUAUACACGAUAUGGUAAUGCAUCAGAAACCACAGCCAGAACCUCAACAAAGACCUUCAACGGGAAAUCAUUGCUAUUAUCGAGAACGUCAACGUAACAGCAAUUAUCAGCCUCAGAAUUGGCGUCACAAUACCAGUCGUAGAUUACAACAAAAUAUGGUUAAUCUUUAUGCUGAACCCGUUAAUGUAGAGCAGCAGGAACAAUUAAUACCUUCUACCGAUAGUAAUAUGUCGCGAGAUGGUUCGGAGGGAUUCUUUGAGAACAAUUGUUAUUAUCAAGAUAAUUGUAAUUAUUUAUUUAAUCGCAUUUGUAAUCAACAACAGCCCCCUCUAACCACUCAGCUUAUAGAAAAUCCUCCUAUGGAGCAGGCUCCUCCAGUAGCAUUAAAACCUGCACCUCUACCGCCCACUGCUAACCCGGGCACCUCCACAGCUUUAAAUAAUUUCAAUACUGAUAUACCAUGCUAUAAAAAUAAUGUUAAUCAUUUGAAUAAUUUAUUUCAAAUCCAGCAGCAACAAGAACAGUAUCAAUAUCAUCAGAAUGUUAACAAUGUGGCCACCAUAGAUAAUAGACGUUCUUCUCAAAAUCCUUUUAAGACAGGCAUGCCACGUUCAAGUAGAUCAUCAUCUCCCACAACCAAAAGUUGGUAUACAAAUGAUUCUGCAUAUACCGAUAGUGAUUAUGAAGCACACCUUUUGGAUUUUUUACUAUUGGGAGAUGAUUUCUUCCUGUAUAUGGCCCGUAUGGAAUUGAGAUGUAAAUUCAAGAAAAAUCAACGAGUUUUACAAUCCGGCCUUUGUGUAUCGGGUCAAACGAUUGGCGCUGCCAUUAAACGUAUACGAGCCUUAAGCGAUAGUCGUCGUUCAGUUAUUAUAAAUAUUGGCUCAGUGGAUUUAAUGCAGGGAAGACAAUUAAUACAAAUAGAACAUGAUUUUCGUGAACUAUUAUUGACAAUGCUGAAAAAAGGCAUUAAACCAAUAUUAACAACAUUGGCUCCCUUGGCUAAUUAUAGUCAUAAUUGUGAUUUGAAACGUUUGCUGGAACGAUUUAAUGAAUUCAUUAAAAGAGAAGGUCAACAUAGAAAUUUGGUGGUGAUAGAUAUUUGGAAGUGUUUGGUGAAUGAAAAAGGACAUGUAUUUUUCGAUUGCUAUCAGAACGAACCUCGAAACGUCACCGGCGCUACCGAAUCCUAUCUAUUUUGGAAUAAAAUUGGCCGUCAGCGAGUGCUACAAUUAAUCGAAUCUAAGCUGGAAUAUUAAGGCCAACACACACUGCCUUUCAUAAUAAAACCCAAAUGUGAUAAAAAAAAAACAAAUGAAAUGGAUCCAGAUUUUAAGCUGCUUUUACAAAUUUUUAAAAAAAA
Molecule: messenger RNA, 2387 nt
Organism: Lucilia sericata (common green bottle fly)
Lineage: Eukaryota; Metazoa; Arthropoda; Insecta; Diptera; Calliphoridae
Product: maternal effect protein oskar
Exons: 5
Coding region: 148-2283 (711 amino acids)
Source: RefSeq, a predicted model, not a curated record